AUGUCGGACGCUUGGGAGGAGAUUCAAGCUAUUAAGAGCAAACGAAACAUCCUUAGGGAGCGUCUCGAGAAGCGCAAGAAGGAGCGCCAGGAUAUCUUGGGGUCGAGUCUCAACUCGUCUACGUCGUCGCCGGUGCACCUAGCCGACAGCCCCCAUGCCUCCACCGCCGGUAGCACCAACGACGAAUCAAAAAGCAAGCAAGACGAGGCGGAAAUCGACUUGGUUAAAAUCGACCCGGAGCUAGAAAAAGAGCUGCUCAAAGCCCUGAGUGAAGUGACCCUUCAAAUCCCCACAACGUCCACCAAACUGGUUGAUUCGGUGAAAGCCAACUUGAAUCGACACGCCUCACAUAAGGAAGUGUGUAAUUUGUUACAAAAAUUCUCCACACAGAAGUUAAUAACCAUCAAAGACUUAAUCAAAGAUGGGAAAAAUACAGUCGAGGUGACUUUCAUUGACGUGACUAAGGUGAACGCUAUGAUUGCGGAGUUCGCCCCUGAGAAGACUGAGCGUGACGGGAAGGAGAAUUUGAAACGAAAAAGGGACGAAAAUGAGAAGACUGAGGACGAAGAGAGGCGAAAAAAGGAGAAGAAGGAGCCGAAAGCAGACAUUAUGUCGUUGCUAUCAAUGCCUUCAACGAAAGAAAAAGAGAGCAAAAAGCUCGGUGAAGAAAUUCUCGAUUUGUUAAGCAAACCGACUGCAAAGGAGCGUUCUUUGACCGAGAGAUUUCGCUCCCAAGGGGGCAAACAACUGAUGGAGUUUUGCCCCCACGGCACCCGCACCGACUGCGAGCGGAACGGCAUCACCGAAUGUAAGAAGUUGCACUUCAAAAAAAUCAUCCAGAAGCAUACGGACGAAGCCCUGGGUGAUUGUUCCUUCCUCAAUACGUGCUUUCACAUGGAUACUUGUAAAUAUGUUCACUAUGAGGUGGAUCGUUGCGGCCAGACUGAGGGUGUCGCCCCCACGACGACUGCCAUUUCCGUCGCUCCGAAAGAAAGCACGACUUUGUACCCCCCUCAGUGGGUCCAGUGCGAUUUGCGCUAUCUAGACAUGACAGUAUUAGGGAAGUUCGCCGUGAUUAUGGCGGACCCACCAUGGGACAUCCACAUGGAGCUUCCAUACGGGACUAUGUCAGACGACGAGAUGCGACAAUUGGGGAUUCCACAACUCCAAGACGAAGGACUGAUUUUUUUGUGGGUGACAGGGCGUGCGAUGGAGUUGGGGCGCGAGUGUUUAAAACUAUGGGGGUACGAGCGAGUGGAUGAAAUAAUCUGGGUGAAAACCAACCAGUUGCAGCGGAUAAUCCGCACAGGACGCACCGGUCAUUGGUUGAACCACGGUAAAGAGCACUGUUUAGUCGGGAUGAAAGGCAACCCCAAAAAUCUAAAUCGGGGCUUGGACUCCGACGUGAUCGUCGCAGAAGUGCGCGCCACCAGCCACAAACCCGACGAGAUUUACGGAAUGAUCGAGCGCCUGUCCCCCGGGACGCGCAAAAUCGAAUUAUUCGGGCGCCCCCACAACAUCCAGCCCAACUGGAUCACCCUCGGCAACCAAGUGGACGGGAUCAAGCUCGUCGACGCCGACUUGAUCGAGAACUUCAAGAAGCGCUACCCCAACGGGAACUGCAUGGGCCCCCCUAGCGAGACCGCUCACUAACUGUUUUUGUUUAUCGAGUGAUCCGCGACUUUUGACUUUAUUCACGUCGGUUUAGUGAGUUUUGUCGCGUGCGGUUGGUGGCGUCGAUCAGCUGAUGCGAGUGACAGACGUCAGAAUUUACAAUCAAAAUGGCGUCGGGGAGUUUUUAGACAAAGGAUCGUUCCAAUUAAGAGAAAAAAGAAUAAAUUGUUUGAUUUGUUGA
Messenger RNA from Zophobas morio, 1855 nucleotides. It is a transcript of the gene Mettl3, whose product is annotated as N6-adenosine-methyltransferase catalytic subunit. The transcript is spliced from 2 exons. NCBI's taxonomy places the organism in Eukaryota, Metazoa, Arthropoda, Insecta, Coleoptera, Tenebrionidae. Gene Ontology annotation, molecular function: mRNA (2'-O-methyladenosine-N6-)-methyltransferase activity; mRNA m(6)A methyltransferase activity. Gene Ontology annotation, cellular component: RNA N6-methyladenosine methyltransferase complex; nucleus. The coding region runs from base 1 to 1653 and encodes 550 amino acids. The record is from RefSeq and is a predicted model, not a curated record.